Eurytemora carolleeae is the source of this 1869-nucleotide messenger RNA. RefSeq lists its product as uncharacterized. The record is from RefSeq and is a predicted model, not a curated record. The coding region runs from base 32 to 1378 and encodes 448 amino acids. The transcript is spliced from 16 exons. NCBI's taxonomy places the organism in Eukaryota, Metazoa, Arthropoda, Copepoda, Calanoida, Temoridae.
UGUAUGUAAUAUCACUCUUAGAAAGUUUAAAAUGCUCCAAGUAUUGAAGUAUCUGAAGAUGAAAAACUUCACAAUAAAUAUUAUUAUCUCAAUUAUUCUAAUAAACAUCACUGCUCAGGAGGAAGACCUGGAGAGGGAACGGGUUGGGAAGUUUUUGAAUCUUUUCUCCGUUGUCAGAUUUACUAAUGCUCCUUGUCUUGGAAAUACUGGAAGAAAUGGAACUUGCUAUACGGAGAAACAGUGCAGGGAUAAGGAUGGAGUAGUAUCUGGAGGUUGUGGAGGAGGGUUUGGAGUAUGUUGUGUAUUUGUUAUUGGCUGUGGAGGAACCUCUAACGAGAAUACAACUUAUAUGACAACAGAUGUUUCAUCGUCUGAAUGCAGUUACACCAUUUGCAAAGUGAAUCCAACUGUUUCAACUAUUAGGCUUGAUUUCUCUACUUUCGAGAUAGCUCCUCCAUUCAGCUGUGGAGGAUCCACCGAACCUGUUGUUUGUACUGCAGCUGAUGGACCUAGAGUAGGAGAUUGUAUUUCAGAUACAUUUACAGUCACCACUCCAGGUAGUCCAGCUCCUCCGACAAUCUGUGGUUACAACACCGGUCAACACAUGUAUAUUGAUGGUAACGAUCUCUGCAACAAGUUGACCUUCUUCUUCGACCUAGCUGUACCUGCCAGCAGACAAUGGGAGAUUAAGGUGACUCAGUACGAUAGUAGUGAUGACAGUAGAUAUCUUCCACCUCCAGAUUGCUUACAGUGGCAUACUGGAACCCUGGGAGAAAUCAAGAACUUUAAUUUCAAGGAUGUGAAUUCUGUUCAUCUUUCAAGCCAACGGUAUUCAAUUUGCUGGAGAAGAGAAAGGAACAAAUGUGGAAUGUGUUAUUCUGUUGGAUACUUUGGGAUGAGUAAUAUUCCUAGUCAGGUUCCCUCUCCUUCAACCAACUCAUGGACAACCAAGGCUGGGUUUACAGACAGUAUUUGCUGUGAUGAAGAUACACCCCACUCAAACUGCAGAACUUCAGGUGCUAAUGACUAUAUUGAAAUUGACAACGCUUCUGACCGUCCAGUAUCAAGCCCUUUCCAGGUCGGAGAGGGGAACAGGUUCUGUGGGAGAUGGUUUGGGAUUAGCCCGACAGGUUUAGCUCCAGGCUACACAUACAGUGCAGGGAAUGCAGCCAGAACAAUUUGUACUUCAACCCUACCCUUUAGACUUAGAGUCAGGUUCAGUGAUGGUGAACUACUAGGAUCUACUGGAUGUUCUACUACCCGAGCUGGUGCAGGUUCAGCAGAUACUUCAGAUGAAUGCGCCACCUUCAGGACUUAUGGAAACAGGCGAGGAACUCUAGGGUUUAUGCUAAAAUGGUGGCAGACAAACUGUUUGUAAUAUUUUUUUUAUGAUUAAAUGAAAUGUCAGAAAUACAUAGAUACUUGUGUCCUCAACCGUCUGCAAAGGAAUUUAAUACAAACUAUAAUUUUCUCAUCUUUAUAUCUUUGCAACCUUACGAUUGAAAUCUUUGAUAUUUAAACUAUGACUAAGAAUAAGAUUUUUUUUAAAAACCGAAAAUAAUUAUUAAUUGAAGCUAUUGCAUCAACUACUGUCUUUUGCCACAAAUCAUUUAUUAUUUAUUGAGUCUCUCUCUUCAGCUGCUUACUUGAAAAUCAUGAAGAAUAAACAUUUAAAGAGUUUAAAUUUAUUUAUUGAAACAGCAAAAUUUUAAAAAUUUGGUGGUGAAGGUGGGGGGGGGGGGGGGGGAGGGGGUAGUGGAUGUAGAUUAUUUUUUCUACCGUGAAUUUGUGACAUAUUUCAUGUUUACUAAAUUCUUAGUUACAUUUCGUAAAUUACAAUUAUUUCUAAAAUAUUUUUCAAUCCGAGCA